Coccomyxa subellipsoidea C-169 is the source of this 4891-nucleotide messenger RNA. RefSeq lists its product as hypothetical. Bases 51 to 4847 code for a protein of 1598 amino acids. NCBI's taxonomy places the organism in Eukaryota, Viridiplantae, Chlorophyta, Trebouxiophyceae, Coccomyxaceae. The record is from RefSeq and is a predicted model, not a curated record. The transcript has 16 exons.
AGAUUCAUUCAAAGGCCUGUAGAGGACAAGGUAAGAUCUGACAAGCAACAAUGGAAGACGUUAUCAUCUACAGCGUUGGAGCCUUGGUAGUGCGUGGCUUGCGUCGCGCUGUCUUUGGCCCACCGCGAGAGGAAAAGCUUGCAGAGGAGGUGAAGCAGUUGCAAGGGCUGGUUGCUCAGCAAGACAGUGUCAUUGCCCAGCAAAGUGAACGCCUGCAGCAGCUAGAGCAGGCACUGCAGCUCCCUGCUGCUGAUGCACCUCAGCGUCCCUUGGCAUUGCGUCUGCCAGGACCAUCACAUGCAACAGGUCAAUCUUCUCCUUCUCUCAAACGCUCCGCGCCAGCAGCAACUCCCGAUGAGGCAGAAAUCAGCCCAAAACGCUUUCGUUGGAGCCUCUUCCCCAACAUUGCAAGGAACAAGGCUGAGGGACCGGCGCAGCCUGAACUGCAGCCCAGCUCUCCACCGCCCUCCAAUCGCAUCCCUGCAGCAACACUGGACACCUCAAGCAAUCCGACCUCCAGUGGUGAGGAGCAGUCAAGCUCUGAUGGGGCAGACACCAGCGCGUCCAAGAGCAGCAUGUCAGAGGGCAGCAUGGACAGUGAAACAUCCUGCUCAGAUGACGAGACUGGCGACACUGAGGGCACAGAGGAGGACUCCGGUGAGGAAGAGGACUCCAGUGAGGAGGAGGAGUCAGGUGAUGAGGAUAUGCCAAUCAAGGCUGUGCCCAUUACCGCCGUCAUGUCAGGCAGUGAAUCUGAGAUGGAUGCCAGCGAGACCAGUGAAUCUGAGAGCGAUGUCAGCGAGGCAGGCAGCGAAGAGGGCGGGCCCAGCUUGGAGCAGGGCACCUCCAACGUCUCAAGUGAAUCAAGUGAUGCAAGCACUGAUGCCUCCAGUACUUCCAGUGAGAGCACUUCACCAGAAGCCAGCCUCACCGAGGAGGACAGCAAGGCAGGCACUGAGGCCAACAGCUAUGAGAGCUCCGGCAAGUCAGAGGGCAGCUCUCACGACAGCCAAGGCAACCAAGACAACCAUGGACCUGCUGACGCAGAUGCCCCGUAUAUUGACGAAGCCAUCAAGGAAGCGUUGUCAGUCUUCUCGUGCGAGCAGUGCGGCAAAAUAUCCCGCCACUGUGGCUGCGACAAGGCAGCAGCAGAUCCAGCAGUGACUGAGAAGUCUGCGAGUGGCGCAUCUGAGGAGCAGUCCAGCGAUGAGUCAGACAUCUCCAACGACAGCGACCCAGUUGCAGUGACACCCACAGCCGCGGAGCCUGUGCAAGAGGACCAAACUGACCUGGCCUUGGACGCAGAGCAGGCGGCAGUUGACGAUGGGAGCAGUGACCAGGAAGGAGCUGCAGACGAGGUGGCUGAAGGGGAGGCAGAGGAAGUUGAGGAGGGCAUUGAGGGUGGUGGGGACGGGGAAGGGGAGGAGCACAACCACAUCCUCUCUCAGGUCCAGGAGCAGAUCGCAACGGCCAUCUAUGGGCUGCAUCUUGGGGAUGCCACUCUGGGCCAGGAGGAGAUCCUCAGCGAUCUGCAUGUCAUAACAGUCGCCAUCCAGCCCCAGAGCCCAGAUGGGGCCCCACAGGAAGCGCCGCACGGAGACCAGCCACCGCCCAGCAUUGAUGACAUUGCAUCACCUGUCGUGCCAGGCGCAGAGCUUGCAGCCUACCCUGCUGAGAAGCAGGGCGGCCCCAGCAGCGAGCUGGAUGGUGUGCCGUUUGAGAUGCUGGACGCCCCUGCCGCCAGCUCGUACGACCUUGCGGCGCAGCCCCUCACAGCCGCCAGCGUGGAUGCCGGGGGGCACAGCGGCGACCAGAGCCAGAGCCGCCGCAGCCCCAAGCGCGCAGCCGCCGAGGAGCUGGAAAUGGACGACUGGCAGCCGCGGAGGCGCCGCAAGCGCCCGCGCACGCUCUGCAUGCGCCUGCUGGCCAUCCUGCCCCGGCCCCUGCGCAGGCUCACGCGCUUCGGCGGCCGCGCGUACUGGCGCGGCGUGCGCCGGCCGACUUCAAGCACCUCCGGCAGCUCGCAGGACCAGGAGAUUCCAGAGCCCGAGAGCCCCCUGGAGGGCAUCGUCAAUCCGACAGAGGCCGAGGCUCAGGCCAGCGGCGGCCAAGCAGAUGGCGGCUUUGUCUUCCAGGCCGGCAUCCCCGCCACACAGGAGCCUAUGCAGGAUCAUGUGGAGGAUGACGUUCAGGAUGAGGCAAGUGAUGGGGUGUUGGAUUGCCAAGACAUGUCCCAGGAUGAGCCUGCUGCGGAGGAUGCUGCCGGCAUGGAGCCAGGCUCCCAAGCCGGCCUUAUGACCAUAGGGGCGACGGGCAUCUUUCAGGAUGUGUGUGUAGCCUACGAGGAUGCGCUGCAUGAGGAGGAGCUGGCCCUGCUGGCCCAGGCAGAUGCCGAGGCCCAAGCCCGCCUCAUGAGGGAAUUGGCCAGACAGGAUCCCCGCUCGGAGGACAUGCCAGGCCUGGGGCCCCCUAUGGACGAUGAUAGCGAUUCGGAGGACAUGGACGACAAUGAAGCCGACACCUCUGCGCCCAGCUCACCACAGGACAUGUCUUCUGGCAACGAGAGGGUCGAGGAGCCAUUGCCUGCCCCAGUAGAGGACACACCAGAAUCGCCCAUAGCCGCUAAUGCGCAUCGCUAUGGUGGCAUGUUCACUUUUGGAGCCGCACACCACAGCCGCGCUCCCAGCCCUCGCCGCCAGCACCUCUCCCACAGCCGCUCACAGGGCGAGGGCAUCCUGACGCCGGUCCUGCGCCGCAGCAGCAGCCGCAUCGGCCGCAGCGCCAGCCGCUCUGUGAGCCAGCGCAGCGGCAGCAGCUACAGCCGCAGCCGCUCGUCCAGCGGCUUGAGCCGGUCCCUGAGUCGGCGCGCCCGCAGUGAAAACCGCUCACCCGGCUCUGCCCGUUCAAGCUCCCCAGGCUACGAGCUGCAGCCCAGCCACUCGCUCAGGCGCUCAUUCCGGCGCAGCAUGACGCCGUCGCGCGGCGGCUCUGCUCAGCGCGCGUCGCGCAGCCGGUCUCCUGAGGCGAGCCGCGAGCGUCGCAGCGGGCACCGCUACACUACUGAAUUUCGCUUCGGCCGCAGCCUGUCCCCCGCUGGCCACGCGCGCAGCCGAUCUCCAAGCAGGGCCAGUCCCUCUGCUGACUGUGGACGCUUCAGCAGGCUGUCGCCCAGUCCUGCCAGGAGCAAUUCAUCAAGCCGCAGCCCGAGCAGGCACAGUCGCAAGCCCCGCAACGGGGAUGUCACCUAUGAGACAGAGUCUGGCAGCCCGGCGCGCUCACCGUGCAGGAAGGCUCCCACAGAGGAUGCCGAAGGUGAGCUGCGUCAGCUGGUGCGCGAGUGCGAGAACCUGGAGGCAGUUGCAUCACCACGCGCUGUCGCCCGGGUGGCCGAGCUGUCCCCGCUGCUGAGCCAGCCCGGCGGCCGCAAGCGUGGAGUGCUGCUGUCGCCCUCCCGCUCGCCCAUCCCCAGGGGCCAUGUCCUGGAUGACAUAUCGGCUGAUCAGGAGGAGGGCGGCGGCCGCCUGACCGGAUCGCCAGAGAACGGCUAUUGGCUGGUGGGAGAAGGCGACCGUGAGGAGCCUGACUUCCUUGCCGCCAAGAGGUUGACGGCCAGCCAGCUGUACAAUGACCUGGCGGACAACUACCACCCGGACGACGAGAACCUCGAUGUUGCCUUCUCCCCUCCGCGCUUGGGCAGGCAUGCACCGCUAGUCCUCACAAAACACAUCUUCUUUGACCUGGACGCCGCGCCGGACGCCUCCGACCGCGCGCGGCGCCGGUUCUCCUCGAGCCCAUCCCUGCGGUCCCCGCGCGGCCGCUCGCUGGUACGCAGCCGGUCCCGCUCUGUGGUGCGGCCCAGGAGCCGCCAGGAGCCGUCCAGGUCACGCUCGCGCUCCGCGUCGCCUAAUUUCGCUUGGACGAGCCGCGCCGCGCGCACGAACUGCCCCGAGCCGCCAUCACCGCCGCCGCGCUCCGUCGAGCGCUGCACGGCGCCGCUGCCGCGCCCGGGCACCCCCGUGCCUGUGACGCGCGGCGAGGAGGAGCCACUGGGGCCGGUGGGCAACCUGCGAAGGCUGGAGCGCAGCCAGACACCUAGCGAUGAUGAGGACGUUCCGCCUGUUGCCGACCCCAGCUCGCCAGUGUCUGAUGACCACCCGACCCAGGAGACAGAUGCUGCACUGGAGGACCUGGAUGCCCCAGUGCCAAAUCUCAGGGCACAUGUCUCGAUCAUGAAGCCUAGCGAGACGCUGCCACCUCGGUCAAGGCACCUGGAGACGACAGCUUAUCAGGCGCAAUUGAUUAAAGAGCGCGAGGAGUGCGAAGCGAGAAGGAAGGCAUCACGCAUGGCACUACCCACACGCUGUGAAGACGGACAGGCAAGGGUGCCAUCUGGAGUCAGCACUGGCUCCAGCGCCAUCGAAGCACCGCAGGAGCCAGAAUCAGUCUUCCAGCGCAACAUGCGCUUUGCCCAGCGCAUCUUUGAAGCGCACAAGGCGCGCGCCGACGCGCGCAGGGCAGCCGCUGCCGAGGCAGUCACAUCCGCCGAGCCCCCGGCCGUGCGCCGGCCCCUAUCUUCGGUUGUGGGGCGCGAUGCCGCAGCCCGCAGGAUUGGUGCGCGCAACAGGGUGGCGCUCGCCUUUGCCAAGAUUGCCCGGCCGGCGCCGGCCUGGAUGCCCAUGGCCAACUUCGGCUUCGACAACCCCAUGGUGGAGGAGACAGUGGACCUCACGCAGGACGACAAUGAUGAGGAGGAGCUGCCAGCCGCCCCAGCUCAAGGCGGACGCGCCAGCACCGGCGGCAUGGACAGCAGCGGUGAGGCAGAUUUGGACGCCAUGCCCCUGUUUUAAAGGGCUGCAGAGAAAGCCGCCACCGCCAACGAUACGGCAUCGCG